AUGAAGCACUGUCUCAUCGUCACCCUCCUGGGCGCGGCUGCAGUCGUUCUGGCCAAAGAGUCUAAAAAGGAAAAGUUGAGCUCACCAGGCGAGUUUACUAUUCCUUACUUGGCCUACCUGCAGGCCAGCCCGGAACCCUGCGUGGGGUCUCUCAUCAGCCCCGAGUGGAUCCUGACGGCUGCUCACUGCCCCUUACCCGUUAAAAUUCGACUGGGAGUUUUCCAGCCCACCAUCAAGAACAACAAAGAGCAGAUACGGAAUUACUCACUGAUCGUGCCCCACCCUGAAUUCAACACGAACACGCUGGAGAAUGACCUGAUGAUGAUAAAACUGUCCGAGGCGGCGGCCCUCAACACCCACGUGGGAACCAUUGCCAUCGCCCUGGAACCUUUGGUGCUGAACGACUCCUGCUUCAUCCCGACCUGGAGGUGGAAUGAAUACAAAAACCUGAGUGAUCCCGACAUCCUCACCUGGACAAGCCAAUAUUCUCUUCCCUCCGGUGAGUGCCAGGGUAUACUAAGCCAAAGAACGACAGCCAACAUCAUGUGUGUGGGACAACCUCUGAGCACCCUAUAUGGAAUUAAGGAAGUUUCAGCGGCUCCAGCUGUCUGUGCUGGGAGGUUGCAUGGAAUCUUGUCCUGGGCAAAAGGCAGUGUCACCCUGGGAAGUGAAGGAUUCUUCACAGAAGUUCACCCCUAUGCCAGAUGGAUCCUAAAAAUCAUUAAGAGCCACUGA
This is a messenger RNA of Phyllostomus hastatus (greater spear-nosed bat), 735 nucleotides long. Its product is annotated as serine protease 58-like. Lineage: Eukaryota; Metazoa; Chordata; Mammalia; Chiroptera; Phyllostomidae. The coding region runs from base 1 to 735 and encodes 244 amino acids. The record is from RefSeq and is a predicted model, not a curated record. Gene Ontology annotation, molecular function: serine-type endopeptidase activity. Gene Ontology annotation, biological process: proteolysis. The transcript is spliced from 5 exons.